Hemibagrus wyckioides is the source of this 3586-nucleotide messenger RNA. RefSeq names its product neurofilament medium polypeptide. NCBI's taxonomy places the organism in Eukaryota, Metazoa, Chordata, Actinopteri, Siluriformes, Bagridae. Gene Ontology annotation, cellular component: axon; postsynaptic intermediate filament cytoskeleton; intermediate filament. Gene Ontology annotation, biological process: neurofilament bundle assembly. Gene Ontology annotation, molecular function: structural constituent of cytoskeleton. The transcript is spliced from 3 exons. The record is from RefSeq and is a predicted model, not a curated record. The coding region runs from base 124 to 3225 and encodes 1033 amino acids.
CUGCCGUUGCUGAGCUGCUCAUUCUGUGCGUUGCUGACACCUCAAUUCUGCAAACUUAACACAUCACGCAGAAUAUAAAACCCCUACCAGCUCUGCAAAGCGAAGAUACGUACGACUCUCAACAUGGAGCGUCUGCUAAAUGGACCAGGCUGGAGACGGGAAGAGCAGCGCUAUCAGCCAUCUCCAUCGUCACAGCGCAUCGCAAGGACACCUGCGCUCAGCAGAGCCAGCGGGGGAUCAGCUCCGAAAGCAGGCCACAGCUCGCGUCACCUUUCUCCUGAAAUGCCUCUGAGGAUGACGAACGAGAAAGAAUUACUUCGUGGCCUGAACGACCGAUUCGCAGGCUUUAUCGAGAAGGUACAUCGUCUAGAAAGCCAAAACAGAGCGCUGGAAAGGGAAAUAGAGGACAUCCGACUCAAAGCAAAGUCGUCUACAUCUCUGGCCAAGCAGUACGAGCCGGAGUUGCAGGACCUGAGGAGGCAGGUGAGUGAAAUAGCAAUGCAAAAGCAUCAGAUGGAGCUGGAGCAGAAGCGUGUGGAGGAUGAGUGUAACGCGCUGAUGGAGAAAUGCGAAGAGGAGGCGCGCAGCAGAGCUGAAGCCGAGGAGAGCAUUUCUGCGCUAAAGAAAUACAUCGACAACGCGUAUUUAGCCAAGCAAGAGAUGGACAGAAAGGCGAACGCUCUUGUAGACGAGAUCGAGUUCCUGAAGAGAAACCACGAGGCUGAAGUGAGCGAUAUUUUGACGCAAAUGAAGGAGACCCGGGUUUCUGCAGAAGUGAGCGGCUUCGGGAAAGGUGAGCUCACCGCGGCGCUCAGAGACAUCAGGACACAGCUGGAAAGUCGCGCUGUCUGUCCAGACACAUACUCAGAACAGCGCUUCAGCAGUCAGCUGGCCAAACUCACCAAAGCUGCCGAGACCGACAGAGAGGCUCUGAUUGCCACUAAAGCUGAAAUCAGCCAAUAUAAAAGACAGCUCCAGACCAAGACCGUCGAGCUCGAUUCAGUCAGAGGGAUGAGAGAAGCUCUGGAGAGGCAGCUGUAUGACCUCGAGCAACGUCACAAAGCUGAGAUCCAUCACUACCAGGACACCAUUAGAGAGCUGGAGCAGGAGCUGAAGAACACCAAAUAUGACAUGAGUAGCCAUGUGCAAGAAUAUCACGAUCUACUUAAUGUGAAAAUGGCCUUGGAUGCUGAAAUCUAUUCAUACAGAAAAUUGCUGGAGGGUGAGGAGUCAAGAUACUCCACUCUUUCUGAUGCACAGAUUCCAGUGCCUUAUGUUUACAGGCAGUCACCCAUCUAUACUCUGCCUAGUGUCCCGAGGGUGGGGGGAGUGACUCGGAAAGUAGAGCCGCAGUACAAGUUUGUCGAGGAGAUUAUUACAGAGACAACCAGGGAAGACAUCGAGAUAUCAGACACAGGGUCUGAUGAUGCUGAAGAACAAAAGGAGAGUGAUAAAGUGUGUAGUGAAAAAGAGAAUGAAGGUGUAGCUGCAGAAAGUGAAGCACAGUUAGAGGAAAAGAAUACCCAAGAACCAGAUGUAGAAGAAAAUACAGCCAGCCCUGAUACAGAACAACUGGACGGCAAAGAAAAACCAACAGAAACUGAAGAGCAAUCUCUAAAAAAGUCUACAGAUGUUCCUACAGAUCUCAAGGAAGGUGACAUGGACACUGAACUAGCACAAAACAAUUUAACUGCGUCAGAACAAACUGUAGAGAAAGAUACAGAUAACAAUUACAACAAAGAUGUUGACACAGUCUCCAAACCCAAGGAAACCGCUUUAGACACAAAAACAGAAAAAACACAGGCAGAUGUAAGUGCUGAUGAGGAUGUGGAAAAGGUAGCUCUCAACACUGAAAAAGAGAAACAAGACAUAGCAAAAGAAGUAGACCAAGCCAGUAUUAAGGAUCCAAAGCCAAUAGAGCAAACCUCUACACAGGAAGCUAUUACCAAGCCAGAAAAAAGUGCCACAGAAGAGAUUUCUCCAAAAUCUGAGAAUGAAAAGGCAAAUGAAAAGACACAACAUGUAGCUGAUACUGAAGGUUCCUCUACUGUAAAAACAACUGAACAAGACAGAGAAACUAGUGAAGGGAAAUCUGUGGAGGUGGAUUCAUCCACUGCUGACCCACAGGCAGUAUCUCAAAAAGCUGAGGCAGGACAAGAGACACGUCCUAAAAGCGAAGCAGAUUCAAAGCAGAGUGUAGAAACAGCACACGCUGAUGUACUCGAUACCACAAAAGCAGCAAGUGCACAGGAUAAUGCAGUGGAGGUGCAGAAAGAGCUGGCAGAGAAAGCAAAGACAGAAGCACUGCAAAAAAGUGAAGUUAAAGAAAUCAAAUCUGAGGAGGAGAAAAAACUGGACAGCAAACCAGAGGCUGAAAAAGAAACUGUGAAACCAGAAAAGGGAGACAGUGUCCAGUCUACAGAGGUACAAAAAACACAGGAGGAUAUCUCCAAAACUGCUACUAAAGACACAGAAGUUGAAACGUCUGAAAAAAUGGAAAUUCAAGCAAAGGAUGUGACGGACAGUGCAAAAACAGAGGAAAGCAAUGAAUCACAGAAAACAGAGAAAAAGGUUGAUCAAAUGCAAAUCAAAGAGCAGCCAAAAGUUGAAGGGAUGGAGACAAAAUCUGAGAAGCAGCCUGAGAAAAAUGCACCUUCCGCUAAAGAAGAUACAGGAGACAUAAAAACAGAGCAAAGUCUUAAAACAGAGGAAAAAGCAACAACAAAAUCCUCUGAAAGACAGAAAGAGGACAUUCAGAAAGACAAAGAGACAAAAUCUACUGAUAAGGAAAUAAAAAAUGAACAAAUACCAGAGAAACAAGUUCUGGAGACUUCUACGGAUAUCAAAGAGAUGGAUAUAAUCAAACCUAAGGGGCAAGAGAUAGAGAGUAAAACCUCUAAUGAUGUGCAGCCUGAAGAAAGUGUUCCUAAGAUCUCAACAGAAAAAGAACAAAGUAAAGACCAGACAGAGAAAGACGUGCCUGAAAUCAAGGACACAAAAACUGAGAAAUCAGACAAGAAAAGUGAGGCAAAGCAGGACAGUACCAAGACGGACAUGACAAAAACAAAAGAUCUUGUGCAGGAUCCUACAGAUGUAAAAGAUUCCAAAAAACUUGAGCCUCCAGAGAUAGUUUCAACUGAAAAAGAGCAGGACAACAGCGAGAAAGCAGAUCUGAAGAAAGAGAAAGACAUGCCAGCAGUAACUGAAAAUGGAGUAAAUAUAUGAAUGAAUUUUUCAGACACCUUCACAGGCAGUAUUAAUAUAUUAGUAAUGCAAAGUGUAAAAAUAAAUUGCAGCUUAGAUCAAUCAUGCAAAUGAUACAUAAAUGCUUUAAAACUGCAUGAACAGCUAAAUAACUGCAUGAAACUAAUAAACCGCAGUGUUAACCUACAUGCAAAGUAAGAGCUGAUGUAUGCAUGUAUGCUGAUAUUUAGGUUAAAUCUAGGCUGCUAAAAAUAUACAUUAAAAUAGAAUGUAUAUGUUUAAAUGAACAUAUUUUGCUAUACCACAAUAGCUUGGUAGAUGAAGGUGUAUAUUUAACAGAAUGUUAUAUAUUGUCAGAAUAAAUAUUAUUUCAGCAUAUUGA